ACGAAGUAAUAAACAUCAGAUCUCUAACUAAACGCGAAAUAUCCGAUGGGGAAAUCAAAAGGAUAUAUUUAUCUGCUUUCGGAAAGAAGAUGAAAUUAAACUUGAAGAAGAAUAAGGAUUUCGAAGAAAGAUUAAAGAAAUUUAAAGUGUUACUGGCGGAAACUACAAACAAUGGACUUAAAUACCGCGAUGUUACGGCUCAACAGGGAGGUUCAUCCGACUUAGGAUCUACUUAUCACGACGACGAGAAAAUGGCAGCCAUUUUGAUGAGGCAAGCCGAGGACGGAGGAAUCGAAAUGGAAGGGACGAUAGGAAACGAUUUUGUCAUUAAACCAAUCCCUAAAACACUUUACGACUCGUCGUACGUUGAUGAUGAGAUGUUCCUGGAUGAGGACGAGCAGAUAGAAUUGAAUAAAACGAGAGCAAAUUUCAAUAAUUCGCAAAAUAUAGGAGGGAAUCAUAUAGUAUUUAAAAGGAAAUUUGGAGGAUUACACGACCAUUCCGACUAUCUUAACAUGGAAUCAGCUAGUCUACUCAACACCUCAAAGCUGCAUCAAGCUUCUAGUUCAAGAAGAAAAAGAGCAGCACCAGAUACAGUAUGGCCGGAAGUACUAAUGGUCGCCGAUUACGAUACUUUUCUUCUUCACGGAAGUAACAGUCGCGAUGUUAAACGUUAUUUUGUUAGCUUCUUUAAUGGAGUCGAUCUUCGUUAUAAAUUAUUAAGUUUUCCUCGAGUUAGGAUCAGUUUAGCCGGAAUGAUUGUGGCUAAGGAUCGGGAUGCCACGCCUUAUCUAGAGAGAAAUCGUCUACGUCAUCCUAAUCACGAUGCUGUGGAUGCUGCUGGUGCAUUGACAGAUAUGGGAAAGUACCUGUAUCGUGAAAAUCGUUUGCCCACUUACGAUUUGGCAGUAGUCAUUACAAAACUAGAUAUGUGCAGGAGGAGAUUCGAAGGAGGGAGAUGCAACAGAGGAACCGCAGGUUUCGCUUAUGUGGGGGGUGCUUGUGUAGUCAACAAACGUCUGGAGAAAGUCAACAGUGUGGCAAUCAUCGAGGACAGUGGAGGAUUCAGUGGAGUCAUUGUAGCUGCUCACGAAAUAGGUCAUCUUUUGGGUUGCGUACACGAUGGUUCACCACCCCCCAGUUACUUAGGAGGACCAGGUGCUACUCAUUGUCCUUGGGAAGAUGGUUUCAUUAUGAGUGACCUGAGGCAUACAGAACGAGGAUUCAGAUGGUCUUCGUGUAGUAUCGAACAAUUUAAACACUUCUUGAACGGCGAAACAGCAUCGUGCCUUUAUAAUUUCCCACACGAAAAUGAUCUCUUACCUCGAGUACUACCAGGCACCAUGUUCACGUUAGAUGAACAAUGCAAACGAGAUAGAGGAACAACCGCCUGUUUUAAAGAUGCAAGGGUGUGCGCCCAACUCUUUUGUUUCGAUAGUGCAUCAGGAUAUUGUGUAUCCUAUCGUCCUGCUGCAGAAGGAUCCAGCUGUGGGGAUGGUCAGGUGUGCAGAAAUGGAAAGUGCAUCACAGAAAUAGAUAACAUCAUCCCAGAUUACUCUCACGUUACUCAAACUUUUGUCAAUGGACCACAGAGUAGGGCGGAUACCGAAGAGGUACCACAACCUUCUCAGAGAUCCAGAUACAGGUCGAGAGUGCGUCAACACACUACUACUCAGGGCAGCGUGAAAGAAGCGGAUGUAUAUACAACGGUGUCGGAUGAAGACGAUUGUCAAGAUAAAAGUGAACAAUUAGCAAGAGGAUUGGAUUGCAAGAGAUUUUUCCAAAGAUUUGGCACAAGAUACUGCGGACAUCAAUUUGUGAAACAGAAUUGCUGCAAGACUUACGAGAAAAUGUGCAAAAAGAGUUAAUGUUAAAUCAUGUGUAUAAAUUUUUAGAACUAUUUUUUUUUUUAAAUUCAUUUCUUGCACAAACUGCCCCAUUGGAAUUACACAAACUGCUCAUAAAGAACACACUUCCCUUUUUUUUAAUAGUUGAAUGAAACUUUAAACAUUCCAAACUGGAGCAAAAUCUUUUAUACAUCAGUUCAGAAUGUUUAAAGUUUUGCACUUUUAUGGUCAGUUUAGUGCAAUGUGGAUUAUUUUAGUGAGACUAUUAUAAAUGUUAGUUAAAUUUGAGGUCAGUGUACUUCAAAUUAUUAUUAUUAUUAUUUUGAUUAUAUUAUUUGUUAAUUAUAAACAAUUCAGUCAUAUUUUCCUGUUUUUCUGAAUGGCUGAAAUACGUAUAGAUGAUUUACUAUUUUAUUACCACAAGCAGUGGCGGUUUUAGGCGGCAAGAGGCCCUAGAUAAGCGUAAACUCACGAGGCCCCCUUUUAUACAAGUCUAUAGCGUAAUGCCCUCAUCACAAAGUACGUAAUAUUGUAUAAAAUUUAAGGACUUAGCUAGUACUGGAGUACAAAGUAUAUGUGCACAUCUAAGGCCUCUAAAAGUGUGAGGCCCUAAACAUAAGGCUCAAUGCCUAAAACCAUCACUGACAAUGAGCCAAUAGUAACAAAAUAGAAAAACAUAUUUCAUUUUCAUAUAAUAAAAUAUAAUUCACU
This is a messenger RNA of Centruroides sculpturatus (bark scorpion), 2558 nucleotides long. Its product is annotated as A disintegrin and metalloproteinase with thrombospondin motifs 5-like. Gene Ontology annotation, biological process: proteolysis. The coding region runs from base 90 to 1868 and encodes 592 amino acids. The transcript is spliced from 12 exons. Gene Ontology annotation, molecular function: metalloendopeptidase activity. The record is from RefSeq and is a predicted model, not a curated record. Lineage: Eukaryota; Metazoa; Arthropoda; Arachnida; Scorpiones; Buthidae.